Messenger RNA from Austrofundulus limnaeus, 3012 nucleotides. RefSeq names its product Rho guanine nucleotide exchange factor (GEF) 3, like (gene arhgef3l). The record is from RefSeq and is a predicted model, not a curated record. Gene Ontology annotation, molecular function: guanyl-nucleotide exchange factor activity. The transcript has 13 exons. Gene Ontology annotation, biological process: positive regulation of Rho protein signal transduction; intracellular signal transduction. Bases 849 to 2411 code for a protein of 520 amino acids. NCBI's taxonomy places the organism in Eukaryota, Metazoa, Chordata, Actinopteri, Cyprinodontiformes, Rivulidae.
UCCUAUUUGACCUGCUUUAGGCUGAUGAAGCUUUCAUUACAGAGCACAUCCGGGAAGUUCAGCCUCUAUCAGCUAAACCUUAACCUCCUUGUUCAGUGGAAAAUCCCUUAUCACAUUGCACUUUUAUUAAUAAACAGAUAUUUGCCUUAAUAACUGAAAUGUGCUCAUAGCAAAUUGUGAAAAGGGACAUUUCAAAGAUUGAACUGGCGCUGUCAAUUUCACUUCCUCAUAUGUCACUACUGUUAAGUAUUUAUUUCAUCCCGCAACUGUUUAUCUUAAAGCUUAGAAAAUCCAAAUGACAGGGUUUAGAGCGCCUCUGCAUCGAGUUUUAAAACACUCCUCCUUUAGAAGAGCGGAUACGUGAUUAUGUGCAACCGUAAAGGAUGUGGUCUGCUGUGAGAUGAGGAAGAGAGUGAGGAGGAAGAAGAGCUCUGAACUUCUAAAAAGGCUCAAUGCAAAGCGCUCACUGCCUGCGCCGAGAACAUUUAAAAAGCCCGUCUCAAAUUUGGAUUAAUUCUCUGUUUGGGAAUCUUGACUUCUGAUUUUGUGAAGAUGCAUUGAAGAGAAAAAGGGGGUGCAAAAGAUGGAAGUGGAGGAGGCUGGUGAAACAAAGAGUUCCUGGUAUGAUGGCUUGUGUUUGUUUUUUUAUUACGCUUUGUUGACUGAACAGGUUAAUUGAUGAGAAUGGGGACAAUUGAAAGAAGGCAUGGGUACUUUUAAGUUUGAAUGCAUCUGACUUAAGUGUGAAAUUAUUUUAAUGUCAAAUUAAUCUGAACACGGGAAAAAAUUGCAAUUUGAUAGAGCACAAAGCUAUCUUUUGUGUCGCACUAACUCAGAUUGUUCUCAAAAUGUAUAAUUGUGAAUAUUUUGUACUUAAAAUUGUUCACAGGUUGGGGGAGACACACUCUGUCAUCUGUGAUCAUGCUGGGAAGAAGAGAAAACAAGACUCGACUUCUGAACCUGUGAUAAGAAUCAUAGAGGAUGAAGAGGAAGAAGAGGAGGGUGAAAACAUGCCUGCACACAUGAAGGAUUCAGAGGAGCCCAGUAACAAAAGAGUCAAGCCUGUAUCAAAGUCUAACAGCCUAACGGGGGUCAUAACCCCAGUGAAGACCCCUGCCCUGAAACGCAUCGGGCAGUCUAUUUCGCGAUCUAUAAGCUUUCGCACAGACGCUCGACCUUUGCCCCCUGCUCCCCUGCGCAGCCGCGGCAAGGCCUCGUCUUUCCCACGUAGGCGCAACAGCCAGUGCUGGAGCGACACGGUGGAGAGUCACGACCUCACCGCCAAGGAAAUCAAACGACAAGAGGUGAUCUAUGAGCUCACUCAGGGAGAGAAACAACUUAUCGAAGACCUCAAUUUAGUCAAGAAGGUGUACUAUGAGCCCAUGUUGAAGUUGGACAUAAUGACGGAGAGYGAGCUCGGACAAAUCUUUGGCACUUUGAACUCCCUCAUUCCCCUGCAUGAAGAUCUUCUGGACCGUCUGGAGCGGCUGAGGGGAUCGGAGAAGACAGUUGGAGAGGUGGGGCCCACUCUCUUGGACUGGUUCCCUUGUCUGGACGCCUACAUCACAUACUGCUGCAACCAGGUGGGGGCCAAAGCCCUGCUGGAYCAGAAGAAGCACGAGAAGCGCGUGGAGCACUUCCUGCAUUUGUGUCAGGAGUCUUCGUUCAGCAGGAAGUUGGACUUGUGGAGCUUCCUGGACCUCCCUCGGAGCCGCCUGGUCAAAUACCCUCUGCUGUUGAAGGAGAUCCAGAAGUGCACGCCCCCGGAGCACCCGGACGAGGAAACUAUACCCGAGGCUCUGGAUAAGAUUCAUGACAUAGUGGGUGAAGUGAACAAGAAAACAGGGGAGGCAGAGUGCCAGUUCUACCGGCGGGGUCUUAUGUACCACGAGGAGAGUCAGAGACUUCCAGAGAUCCAACAGUCUCGCUUCCUCUACUGCCACGGGGAGCUCAAGAACAAUAAGGGACAGCGGCUGCACGUGUUCCUGUUUGAGCUGGCUGUGGUCCUGACCCGACCAGGCGAGGACCGAGACCUCGGGCAGGUGUUUCACGUGUACCGGCAGCCGCUGCCCAACGCUUUGAUCAAUCUGGAGGAGAUCCCGGACGGCGAGGCGGCAGGGGGAGGAACCUUUAGGGGAGCGUUCACCGGGGGAAAUGAUAAAGUGAAGAACUGUUUCCGCGUGAGCAGCAGAGGGCGCUCCAAAGUCAACCCCUACUGCCUGCAGGCCAACGACUCCUUCAGCAAGCAGCAGUGGAUCAGCUGCCUGCGCCAAGCCAUCGUGCAGGCCCGGGACCGGACGGCUCAGACCAGCCAGUCGCCGCUCUCCCUGCACCUGGACCCCGCCUUGUGUCACAUAGCAGACCUGAGCCUGAGCUCGGACACAGACAUGGCGGAUCACACCAGCCGCUGAGUCUGAGCGCCGAGGACCGAUCGGCUCUGGGGAGAUACGAAACGGAACUGUUUGUGAAAGAAAAGACAAAAAUCUUUAUUUUUUAAUUUUACAGACCUAUUUUUUUAUUAUCUUGCUUUUUGUGAAUGAUAUAAUGACUGUACAUACUGGAAAACAGUAUUCUUGAAUGUGAAUUUAAAGUGGGAAAAGUUGUGACAUGCUGUUUUAUUUUAACUUUUUUUAAUAAACUGACAGUUAAAAUAUUUGUUGAGCUGCUUGAACACAAUGACACGUCUAUGUUAGCCAACACAAUCCACAGGGAAAAGAUUAGAGAUGAUUAUCCUCCCUCCCCUCUGUCUGCCUUUCACUCUCUCUCUCUCUCUCUCUCUCUCUCUCUCUCUCUCUCUCUCUGGUACCAGUGACAGGACGGACACAGAGAGGUAGACUUUCAGUUCUACCCUACAAACACACAGUGAAACCGUAGACGUUCCCUUAUGCAUUUUUAACAGCUCAGCAGAUGAUGGGAACAGUUUGGUUCGGACACUUUGUCCACAGAUAGAGAGGCGCUCAGCUGUGAACGCCUCCCCUGACUUUCGCCUGGAAGAGCAUGAGAAGUAAACCU